AUGAGCCAACCUCUCAGGGAUCUCUGGAAGAACAAGCAAGACCUUCCACAAGAUCAAGAACCCAUCGGACUACCUUUCCACCAGAGUAUCGAAGACCUCGAAGCCGCCGCAGUCGAUUGCGCAAUCUGCAAAACCGUACAGCGCGAUGUCGCACAAUUUCGACCUGAACAUAGUGAGGCGAAGAAGGAACCCGGUAUUCGUGAAGAGCGUAGUGGGGGACCAGAUUGGAAGAUGUGUCUCGUUAGGGGCGUGAAUGACACUGGGGGUUUCAUGGUGGUAUCUGUCGAUACAGAGCGCUGGUACCAGAUCUGGGUUGUUGCUGCGGUGGGGUUGUGUGCUGAUUACGUCGAUCCGUUGGCCGCUGUCGUUCGAGGUCGAAAGACACUCUCCUCAUCUCCGCAUACACUUGCACAUGCCCUGAACUGGGUACGUAAUUGCGAUAAACAACGAACGGAUCGGCGCUGUCAUGUCGAUGCGGCACCGCUUCCAGCUCGAGUCUUGGAUAUACGAGGGUCAACGCCGCACAGAGUAGCUCUUUAUGAGCCCACAGGGGAAGAGCUGGGACGCUACGCAGCACUGAGUUAUGUCUGGGGCGAGUCAAGCCCGUUCGCAACCACGCGAAUCAACAUCGAAGCCAACAAGAAGGGCAUCGACGUCGAGGCACUUCCAAAGACAUUCCAAGAUGCCAUUCUCAUAGCGCGAGAAAUGGGUAUCGGAUACGUAUGGAUCGACUCUCUUUGUAUCUGCCAAGACGACUCAGAAGACUGGUCGCGCGAAACAUCGCGCAUGGCCUCCGUCUACUCGAACGCCUACAUCAUGCUCUCCGCAACCGGUUCUCCAUCCUCCACAUCCGGCCUUUCCAUCUUCUCGGACAACCGCCCCGCACCCAUCUACUCCCCUUUCUCAUACGAAUCCACAGAGGAUAUCAAAGGAACCCUCUACGCCUUCUCCUCUUCCCGCGAAACAGCCGCGAAACCCUCCUGGGCCGGAAACAACGCAAUGCUGAAGAACGAACCACUGAGCCAACGCGGCUGGGCGUUGCAGGAACGCUGGCUCGCACCGCGUGUACUGCAUUUCGGCACCGAGCAGAUUUUCUUCGAGUACGCCUACUCCCGCCGUUCUCUAACCAAACCUUCGGAUAAACUGCCUGCCCUCUCUGGUCUCGCACGCACCUACGCUUCCUUGCUCCCUUCUCCAACCACCUACCUCGCGGGACACUGGUCCACAACCCUACUUCAGGAUCUCAUCUGGCAAGCUGUCGGCACGACAACCGCACCGGCUGUAUACCGCGCACCAAGUUGGUCCUGGGCCGCCAUCGACGGGCCGUUUGGUCUCUUCAGCCCGAAUUCGGGUGUGGGGUGGGACAAGGGGGAGUGGACGGCACUGGCUAAGAUCCACGAUGUGAACGUUACGUUGAAGAGCGAAGAAAACCCUUUCGGGGAAGUGACCGACGGAUGGCUAGACAUCAGCGCGCCGCUGGAACGCUUAUACCCUGCGGCCGAACAGAGAGAAGGCGAAGGCGACGUAUUUCCGAAUCGGCAGAAGGGUGCUGUAGCACAGAUGAAGGAGAAGUUGGAGGGGGACAUGCAGCCUACGUAUACUUGUUUCGACACGCCGACUCAUACGGAGAGAGCGAGGGGCAGGGAGUUGUGGGUCGCGAUACUGUGGAAGCAUGUUCGGCCUGUGGAGAUGGAAAGAGAGGCAAGUUAUCAUGCGAUUAUUGUGGCGAGAGUGGAGGGGAGGGAGGGGAAUGUGUAUGAGAGGUUGGGUAAAGUUCCUUUUUCAGCGAGGGAUUUGGGUGUGUGUGAGUGGAUGGGUGAUGGGGGGUUGGUGGAGAGGUUUACUCUAGUAUGA
Molecule: messenger RNA, 1854 nt
Organism: Alternaria ventricosa
Lineage: Eukaryota; Fungi; Ascomycota; Dothideomycetes; Pleosporales; Pleosporaceae
Exons: 4
Coding region: 1-1854 (617 amino acids)
Source: RefSeq, a predicted model, not a curated record